Messenger RNA from Procambarus clarkii (red swamp crayfish), 783 nucleotides. Lineage: Eukaryota; Metazoa; Arthropoda; Malacostraca; Decapoda; Cambaridae. The record is from RefSeq and is a predicted model, not a curated record.
AUGGAUCAUCCCCCAAGCGGUGGUUCCAGGCACGACCAACCAGCGUUAUCGGUAGCUGGAUAUGUGGCAGCUACCGAUAACGCUGCCACAUAUCCAGCUACCAGUGUGGUAGCACUGUGGCAGUGUGCUCCUAAUCGUCCACCAGUCCUGUGUCCUUUCCUGCCUUCUUUCUCAGAGGCCACGCUGGCUCUAAGGGCAUCGACUCGCCAGCCUCUAGAGUUACGUUCACUGGCUGGCUCCUCUUUUACACCUGACGGUCUCACGAACUCUUUUAUAUGGAAAAUACGUUAUAUCCCCGAGGUUGAAGAAGGAAUUGGCCACGACCACACCGAUAGACCACCUAUGAUUCAAGAUCCAAACAGGAUACAUCCAUGCACUACUGACACUAGCAGCAGAACUAAUGACACUAGCAGCAGCACUAAUGACACUAGCAGCAGCACUACUGACACUAGCAGCAGCAUUACUGACACUAGCAGCAGCACUACUGACACUAGCAGCAGCACUAAUGACACUAGCAGCAGCACUACUAACACUAGCAGCAGCACUAAUGACACUAGCAGCAGCACUACUAACACUAGCAGCAGCACUACUGACACUAGCAGCAGCACUACUGACACUAGCAGCAGCACUACUGACACUAGCAGCAGCAUUACUGACACUAGCAGCAGCACUAGUGACACUAGCAACAGCACUACUGACACUAGCAGCAGCACUACUGACACUAGCAGCAGCAUUAGUGACACAACUAUUUCUAUUCUCAUCAGCUGCAUCUUACUCAUCUAA